Messenger RNA from Nicotiana tabacum (common tobacco), 1476 nucleotides. RefSeq lists its product as uncharacterized. Gene Ontology annotation, molecular function: RNA binding. The record is from RefSeq and is a predicted model, not a curated record. Gene Ontology annotation, cellular component: nucleus; mitochondrion. Lineage: Eukaryota; Viridiplantae; Streptophyta; Magnoliopsida; Solanales; Solanaceae.
CGGGUAUUCGCCGUCAUCGGCCACUCUGCUGUCAGCAAACUUUUAAAAAUACAAUUAACCAGUUGCAACGUUGUGCAGGAGAAAGAAUGACAGUUGACGACGAGAGCUCGAUAUAUGUGGGAGGGCUUCCGUACAGCGCCACCGAAGAAACUCUCCGUCGAGUCUUCGAUGUUUACGGUGCUGUUGUAGACAUUAAGAUAAUCAAUGACCGUAAGGUUGGGGGGAAAUGUUAUGGCUUUGUCACCUUCACUAAUCCUCGGUCAGCCACGCAUGCCAUCAAUGAAAUGGAUGGGAGGACUAUUGAUGGGCGAGUUGUAAGAGUAAAUGAAGUGACUACAAGAGGUGGCAGAUCAGAUUUUGGUCGAGAAAGUAUUCAGCAUUCUGAGAGAGGGGUGAGAGGUGGUGAUACGGAUCGAGACUGGGAAAGAGGCUAUGAUCAUGAUGAUAACAGACGUAGGAAUGGGCAUAGAGAGCAUUCUCGAGACCGCGAUCACAAGAGGGAGAGAGGAUAUGACCGAAAUCGUGAUCGUGGUCGAUCACGAGAUUAUCAAGUCAAUAGAGAUCGGGUUGCCGAUGAUGAAAGACGUUUGGAGGAUGUUGAGCAGGAAGAUGAAAGGAUUCGAGAAAGUAGCUGGGAAAGAGAGAGGGACCAGCCUAUAAAGAUGCAGAAAACCAACAGUAACCAUAAAAGCAGAGAUAGAGAGAAGGAUCAAAUGCCUAAGCUACUGCCUAGGUCUAAUUUAGACGACCAUGCUAGUAGAGAGCUGUCAGCUGAGUCAAGUGAGAAUGAUCAGCACCAGAUGGAAAGGCAAACAGAAAUUUCAGGUCGGAAACUUGAAGAACUUAAGAAAAAGGCAUCUUUGAUGGAGGAAUUGGUCAACGAGAAGCAAAAUUUGGUGUCUAAGUUACAGGAAAGAUCCAAGGUUAUGAUAAGUUGCAGGGUUUUCCUAAAACUGGAGGAUUCAUUGACAGCUGCACAGAAGCUUACAUCACAGAGACAGAUGCAAUUAUCAAAGUUGUAUAAACAUUAUGCACAAGUAAGAGAGUGUGGUGAAAGGCUUAAAAUCUCAGAACAGGAACUACAGUGACGUGAUUGCUAAUUUUACUGCAAGAUGAUGUAGGACAUACUCUUUUUUAGUUAUGACCUAUGGUACAUGGAUCUGCUGUACAUAUCCAGUAUGGGCAUGGGCAUGUGGAAAUAUGCAAUACGGGUUCAUCAAGUUUCUUAUCUUUUGGUAAAUUUUGAAGAAUUAACACGAAGUACUUGCAUCUAUUUCACACCCGUUCAAUAAGGGUAUGUCAAGGCUAAUGAAGGAUCUGCACAACAUAAGAUAACGUGGCUGAAGAAUACUGAUGUGUACAUUGAAUCAGGGAAAGGAUUAUAGAUUCUUUUUAAAACUUAGUAUUCACUUGAGUUUGGUAUUAGUUACUUAACAGCGUUAGUGAUUCCAUUCAAUAAACCUCCUUGUCCAUUUA